GAACAAUCCUGGUCUUGGUAAGGGUAACAACCAGAAAAAAAUAUUGAAAAGCCAAAUUUCUUUUUUAGUUUAAUUGAGAAGAAACCACGAUGGAAAGGAAUGCAUUGCUGUGUAUCUUGUAUCUUACCCUAUUGCUUGCUCCUGCUCCCAUCUUGGCUAAUGCAAGAACAGAGAAAGAACAGCCAAGAAAUAAACGUUAUGUUGCACUCAGAAGGGCCCAAACUUCCUACGGUGACAGUCACUCAUGUGCGAACAAUUGGGGAUGGUGUAGACGAAGAUGCUUCCGCAUUGAAAGAGUGAAUUGGUAUUACAGUGGAGUUUGUGGAAGUUACUAUUGUUGCAUAUCUACUAUUUAAAAUAACAGGCUCUUUCAUAUUAGCCCUAACCUGAUCAUGGCCCUUAUAACUUGUGAAUGAUUUUUAAAAAUAAAUUU
Messenger RNA from Saccostrea cuccullata (small rock oyster), 433 nucleotides. Its product is annotated as big defensin-like. Bases 90 to 356 code for a protein of 88 amino acids. The transcript has 3 exons. The record is from RefSeq and is a predicted model, not a curated record. NCBI's taxonomy places the organism in Eukaryota, Metazoa, Mollusca, Bivalvia, Ostreida, Ostreidae.